Messenger RNA from Ooceraea biroi (clonal raider ant), 3908 nucleotides. Its product is annotated as cuticle protein 21.3. NCBI's taxonomy places the organism in Eukaryota, Metazoa, Arthropoda, Insecta, Hymenoptera, Formicidae. The record is from RefSeq and is a predicted model, not a curated record.
UUUUCUUUUUAUUGUUGAAUAAUUAAUUAAAUUAUAAUUUUAUUACAGAUUUGUUUUAUUGGAAAGAACAAUGACCAAGUAUAGUACUGUUUCUGUUUUUCAUAAAUGUUGAAACAUAAAUUGAAAUAUUAUUAAGAUUGUGUGAAAUAUUCAAAAUGUCGCGUAUCUUAUUAAAAAUUAUUCUACUAUUUAUAUGUAUAUGAAUAGAAUAAUUUUUGCUAUUUGCACAUUAAAUAAUUAAAACAUAUAGAUAAUUGAAGUAUUUAUUUUAUACAUCUUGCAUUUUUUUGAUUAUAAAAUAAAAUAGAACAAAGUAAAUCAAAAAGUAAAUCAAGAAUAAUUACAUGCGUACAUGCAUGCGCGUGUGUAAUUUUUCUUGCUUAUUUUAUUUUCGAAGAAAAGAAUGAAAAAUAAAUACUUCAGUUCUCUAGGUAUAUGUUUUAAUUAUGAAAGUUAAUAUAAUAUAAUACAUUAAUAUAAUACACUAUAUAGCUAAUAAAAUACUACCUCUUAAUUUAUGUAGCAAUUAAUUUUAAUACUAUAUUAAAGUCUCAUUAAAUAUAAUCUUCGUAAAAUUUAAUGUUGAAAUCGAGAUCAUAGUCAUUCAUUUUCGUGCGUUAUCAGUUCAUUUAUCAUUAUUCAUCAUUAUGUUCGUCAGCUCAUUUAUCACUUAGUCGCUGAUGAAUCCGUUCUUUGAUACAUAUCUCGUAUUAUUAUCAGUAUUAAAAGAUGAGAUUAUACGUACUACUUAUGCCACUUCAUCCUAAAUUUUUCAUUUUAACAUUCCCUUAUCCAGCUUGUCCAAUGUUCGUGAUAAUCGGUCAAUCGAUUUAAAAAUUUCCGAGGUAAGGAUGAAAUUUACAAAGAACUGCCAUUCUUAUUUCGAUCUGUUUUGACAUAAUCUUUAUCCUUCCUUAGGCAUAAAACAAGGAUAGAACGACAAAGAGCGCGCUAACAUCUGUAGAAGCGCGUUCUGAAUGUGGGUCAUUUAAUCAUCUCAUCUUUACUGAAUUAUUUAAUUUCUCUCUUUCUCUCUCUCUUCAAGACUAUGAGAUUACAUGUAUAGGUGAACAUCUAUUUCAUAUCUAGUAACGUAAUUGGAGCAUCUACAUAAAUAUAUUACGUAUCUCUGCUGUUACAUAUAUAUGAUGUCUCUUAUGUCAGUGCAAGAAUUUGGAGAAAGUGUGUCCUUGAGUUCUCUACAAUAUCACACAUAUGUGGUGAGUUUAUAUAAAUGAACCAUAUUACGUAAGGAGACUAAUAUAAUAAAAUGGAUAUAUGUAUGUAGACACGGGAAUUAUAUUGUUCACCUUCUCUUAUUUGCGAAUUUGCAAUGAAUAUAUGUCAAUGCUAAAUAGGAGAAAGGAAAAUAAUUUCUUUAUUACAUUUACCUCAAAAAAACAAUUACUACUUAAGAAAUAAUUUUUUUCAGUAUUAAUUAUUAAUAUUAUUAGGUGCAAAAUGAGCGUUUGGAAGAGAGUUGAUAUAUUUGAUUUCUUUUUUAGACAAGAAAUCUGUCUUAUCCUUUAUAGUUUCGUCUGGCAGGUAUAACGCUAUUUGCGCUUUUUUUUUACAUCUGCGUUACAGGUAACAAAUGCUACUAGUAGAUGAUUUGGAAUCAAAAUGAGCGAAAUAUGCGCUUACUUCCGCCACAGAUUUGAGAUAACAAAUACGUAAUAACAAAUUUAAGAAUGCGAGUGUGUUUUACCGUUAUACGCAACUUUAUCACUAUGCUAAUUUGCUGGUCGUAUGUAAAUGUAGCCCCAUGAUCUAUUUGUUACUUAUCGCUGGACGUUGAUUUGCGCGUUAAGCAAUCGGAAAUCGUUGAAGGCAAUCGAAACAAGAGUGAAAAGCAAUUAUAACAGAUAAGCGUCGCACCCUCGACCUUCUCUAUCGAGUCAUUCUGUACCAAAUCUUAAUUUCGCGGGGACCACGCCCGGAAUUCGUCCAUGUCCCCCCUCGAGCGACUAUCCUACUUCUCCUUUGCACCUUCGUAUGCUCCUUUCUUAAUGAUUUCCCACAAAGAAGUUCCAUGUACGUUUCCCCUCUCCCAUCAGCCAUGCCCAAUCACCUCGAACAAGGUAGUGUGCCCAAAAUUCGAUUGAACCCCCUACAGUCUUGCUCGCAUAUAAAUAGUGGUCGACAGCUACCAUUUCGGCAGAACCAAGUAGUUGUUCCACUUCAGACAAGCAAAAUGGCAUUCAAGGUAAGCAAAGCAAAGCACGCCAACAUAGUCGCGAGAUUAUAUUGACACCUUAAUGUGCACUGAGUAACACACGAAUACAAAGAUUUCGCUUUCGACGUGUUAAGAAAAAGAUGUGGAAGAAUUACUCCGAUGGAAGAACUUGGUAAAAUCGACAUGUACUUAGCUGUAGAUAACCAGUACUAAGACAAAGUACUAAUUUCGAACAUCUCUCACUUUAAUCAAUUUGCAUAUCAUGUUAUACAUUUCAAUGUAUAUACAGAGUAAGACGGAUACCUAAUCAUGGAUAAAUAAAUUUUAAUAAUUUUAGUAUCCUGGAGACGAGCGGAUACUUUCAUUUAAAAAUUGCAUCUAUGAUCAAUUUACUAUAAUAUAGAUAUGUAUAUUUACUGGUAGAAUUAAUUCUCGUCUCACAGAACAACACAUUCAAUCGCGUUAACAUCGACACAUUACUGAUACUGAUGACAAGAUGCUUCUUGUGCAGUUCAUAGUACUCGCAGCCUUCGUGGCAGUGGCGAGCGCCGGUGGUCCGGCUGCCUAUGACAUCGGCACGCUGUCUGCCGAUCACAGUAGCAUCGGCUACAGCCAGGAGUCCACGCAGAAGGGCUACGCCGGCCAGAACGUCGUGUCCACGUACAGCAGGGCCGAGGACUCCGCGCACUCGUCCGUGCGUGUCAGCAACAGCCACGUGAGCAACGACGCUCUGCUGGAGCACCACGCAAUCGGCUACGCCGCUGCCGCGCCGGUCAUCACGAAGGCAUACGCCGCGCCGACCUUGGCCAAGCCCAUCAUCGCGGCACAACCCGUGAUCGCCAAAGCCGCUUACGCCGCUCACCCUGGCCCAGUGCUCGCCAAGACCGCCUAUGCCGCCGCACCCGCUUAUGGAUACGCGGCUGCCCCGGUUCUGGCCAAGACGACGUACGCCGCACCCGCUGCCUACGGCUACGCCGCACCCGCCGCCUACGGCUACGCCAGCCCGCUCCUCGCUAAGAGCUACGCCGCGCCGGCGGUUGUCGCCAAGACCGCCGCGUACACCACGUACGCCGCGCCGGCCACCCCCGUGAUCGCCAAGGCCACUUACGCCCCGUUUGCACCCGCGACCACCACCUACGCCGCUGCCGCUCCGCUCAUCACCAAGACGACCUAUGCCGCCGCUCCGAUCCUUGCCAAGACCGCGAUCGCUGCCGCACCGGCGUACACUACCUACGCCGCGCACCCCGCGCCGAUAGUCGCCAAGACCUACGCCGCCCCUUACUCGUACGAGACCGCCGCCCCCGUGGCGCACGCCACCUUCAGCGGCUUCGGCACCAGCUACGCCUGGUAAACCGAUCGUACGAUACGACCGGUACACGCGCGCUUCAUAUGCCGAGUACGCGUAUAAGCGGUUGACCACGUGACCACAAUUUCCGAGACUGCGAUCUCCUCGACGAUGUAUUUCCUUCGGUACAUGCGCAAGAUUCUCUCAUUACGUAGAAUGUGUACAUAAUAUAUAUUUAUACGUUUUUGUAUCGAUAUUUAUACCUCGCACUCUCGGUGCACGAAAAUAUUUUAUUUUAUAUACGGAACUCUUUCAGGAUAUAUGCAGUUUUGAGAUAUACAGUUUUUUUUUUUUACCGAAGACGUUUUGCAGAGAUUAGUAGCGAAUAGGAGUCUUAUUGUAUUAGAUACCAAUAAAGCGGACUUGUUAACAUGACGGGCAUGUCUA